AAAUGAAUGCGCAUAGAAAUCAAAGCCAUCGACAACUCGAUAAAUGCUUUGAUUACUGGUGACCUAAUUAUAGAAUUUACCUUUAUUUACAGACACCGAAGUGAUAAUCUGAGUUUCAAAACUCCUAGCCAUAAUGGCUACUGGAGAAGAAGGCAACAUGAUGGCUGGUCCCCCAAUGAACCCUUCUUACCAGCAGCAACAACCACAAGACAAUGUUCAGAUGAUACAGAAGGCAAUUAGUCAAAUGGAAGACAAAGGUAUGCAAGGAGAUCCAAGGUACGCUCAACUCAUGGCUAUGGCUGAACGUGCAAGAUCUGGUGGCAUGCAUCCACAAGGAAUGCAGGGUAGUGGUGGACCACAAGGCAUGCCACCACAACACCACGGUAUGCAAAAUCCAUAUGGUAAUAGAAUGGGACCUGGUGGAAUGGGUCCACAGGGAAUGCCUAGUGGACAACACCCAAUGCAAAGUGGACCUCAGGGAAUGCCUCCUGGUGCUCCUCAAGGUAUGCAUGGUGUCCAACAACAGGGAAUCCCUUCAAACCAAGGAAUGGGAACACCACACAGAAUGGGCAGUAUGCAUCAAGGUAUGCCUAAUGCCCAGAGUGGAAUGCCUGGACCUGUACAAAGUAUGGGAGCUCCAAAUAUGUCUGGUCCACCUAAUAUGCCUAAUGUUUCCAGUGGUGGUCCUGGUUAUUCCAUGAAUGUUCAAAAUGUACCUAACCCUACUGGGUCUGGACAGAUGAAUCCAAACAUGGCUGGUGGAGGUGGUAAUGUGAUGCCAGGACAUCCUAGUGGUCAGAGUGGAAUGGGGCACCCAGGACAACAGCAAGGGAUGAGCCCAAUGAUGAAUAGAGCUGCAUCUCAACCAAAUAUGGCAUCCUCAAAUCAAGGGAUGGACGGUGAUCAAACUCAACAAGGUCACCAAGGAAUUCAGCAACCUGGAAAUAAAAUGACUGCAUUCAAUCCAUCACAGCUAUCACAACUCCGUGCACAAAUAAUGGCUUACAAAUUCCUUGCUAGAAACCAGUCCAUUCCUGAAAAUCUAAGGGCAGCUGUUGAAGGCAAGAGACCACCUUUUACUGGAAUGCCAAGACCUCAAGAUUCUCAUCAAAAUCAGCCACAAAGAAUUCCAUCACAAAGUCAGUCCCAGCCUCAACAAGGUCCACAGCCAAGCUAUCAAAGUGGAGCCACACAAGGAGUGCCGCCAACUCAACAACAACAACAACCAAAACCAAAUCAACAGACCCCUCCUCCUUCCUCUUUACAGGCUAUGAUGACCAUGCAGAAGCAAAGUAAAAUAGCACCAGUUCAGAAACCUCAAGGACUAAAUCCUAUUGAUAUUCUUAAUGAAAGGGAAAAUAGAAUUGCAGCCAGAAUUGGACACAGAAUCAAGGAAUUACAUAAUCUUCCUGCUGUAAUGCCUGAGGAUAUGAAAUGUAAAGCUAUGAUAGAAUUAAGGGCCCUCAGGUUACUCAAUUUUCAAAGACAGUUGAGAACUGAAGUAGUUGCCUGUAUGAGAAAAGAUACAACAUUGGAGACAGCACUAAACACAAAGGCAUAUAAACGUAAUAAGAGACAAACUCUCAGAGAGGCAAGAGUUACUGAGAAACUGGAAAAACAACAAAAAAUGGACCAAGAAAGGAAGAAAAGACAGAAACACCAGGAGUAUCUGAAUGCUGUUCUACAACAUGCUAAAGACUUUAGAGAUUUCCACCGUAGUAUACAGACUAAGGUCAACAAAGUUAACAAGGCCAUCAUGAUGCACCAUGCUAACACAGAAAGAGAACAAAAGAAAGAACAAGAAAGACUAGAAAAAGAAAGAAUGAGGAGACUUAUGGCUGAAGAUGAAGAAGGGUAUAGAAAGUUGAUUGAUCAGAAGAAGGACAAACGUCUGGCCUACCUUCUAUCUCAGACAGAUGAGUACAUUACUAAUAUGAUGUCCCUCUUAGCAGAGCAUAAAGAAGACAUAAGAAAGAAGAAAAUGGAACGGAAGAAAAAGAAGAAAAAAGGGGUGGAAGCAGUCAACCCAGAGGUACUGGAUGAAAGCUCUAAUACCAGUGAUAUGAGAGUUUCUGUGGUAGAGACAGCAACAGGGAAGAUUCUGUUUGGAGAAGGUGCUCCUCUAGCUAGUCAAUUAGAUACUUGGUUAGAACUAAAUCCAGGAUAUGAGGUGGCACCAAGAGUUGAUGGUGAAGAGGACGAUGAAAGUGGAGAGGAAGAGGAGGAGAAACCAGAGGAAAGUCAACCACCAGUUAUACCAGAGAUCACACCAAAGAAGGUCCUCAAAUCAUCAGAAGAUUUAGAUGAAGAGGAAGCUAAGAAAAUUCUAAGUAGUGCCACUCAUGAGGAUGAUGAGUAUGAGAAUUUAAAGGUUAAAGAAGCCCAGAAUUACUAUAGCUUGGCCCACACUGUCAAGGAAGAAGUUGAACAAGCUUCUAUCAUGGUCAAUGGAUUGUUAAAAGAAUAUCAGCUGAGUGGAUUGGAAUGGCUAGUAUCAUUGUAUAAUAAUAACCUGAAUGGAAUUUUGGCUGAUGAAAUGGGUCUAGGUAAAACUAUACAGACUAUUGGACUGAUCACAUAUCUAAUGGAGAGGAAGAGAGUGAAUGGUCCAUUCCUUAUCAUUGUUCCAUUGUCAACAUUAUCUAACUGGGUGAUAGAGUUUGAGAAGUGGGCACCAUCUGUUGUGAAGAUUGCCUAUAAAGGUUCUCCUAACUCGAGGAGGCUGUUAUUACCUAUCCUGAAAGCUGCCAAAUUUAAUGUACUUCUUACCACAUAUGAGUAUAUCAUCAAAGACAAAGCUGCUUUGUGCAAGAUACGGUGGAAGUAUAUGAUUAUUGAUGAAGGACAUCGAAUGAAGAAUCACCACUGUAAACUGACACAGGUGUUAAACACUCAUUACUUGGCUCCUCACAGAUUGUUAUUAACAGGAACACCAUUACAGAAUAAAUUGCCAGAGUUAUGGGCCUUGUUGAAUUUCUUGUUGCCAAGCAUUUUCAAAUGCUGUGCCACGUUUGAGCAGUGGUUUAAUGCACCAUUUGCCAUGACAGGAGAAAAGGUUGAAUUGAACUCUGAGGAGACAUUGUUGAUUAUCAGACGUCUACACAAAGUACUACGUCCCUUCUUGUUAAGAAGACUGAAGAAAGAAGUCGAAUCUCAGUUACCAGACAAGAUUGAAUAUGUUAUUAAGUGUGAAAUGUCAGCCUUGCAGAGAUAUGUUUACCGUCACAUGCAGGCUAAGGGUGUGAUGCUUACUGAUGGAAGUGACAGAAAGGGUGGUAAAGGUGGAGCUAGAGCUAUGAUGAAUACUAUAAUGCAGCUUAGAAAGAUUUGCAAUCAUCCAUUUAUCUUUCCACAUUUAGAGGAAGCUUUUGCUGAACACCAAGGACUUGGUAAAAGAGAAGUCACUGGCCCAGAUUUGUACAGAGCAGGAGGAAAAUUUGAGUUACUGGACAGAAUACUACCCAAACUAAAGGUUACAAAUCACAGAGUUUUGUUGUUUUGUCAGAUGACAACGUUGAUGAGUGUAAUGGAGGAUUACUUUGUCUUCAGAGGUUACAGAUACUUGAGGUUAGAUGGAACAACAAAAUGUGAAGAUAGAGGACAAUUAUUAGCAUUGUUCAACGAUCCUGAAUCGCCUUACUUUGUCUUCUUACUGAGUACUAGAGCAGGUGGUUUGGGUCUCAAUCUCCAGGCUGCUGAUACUGUUGUUAUAUUUGAUUCUGACUGGAAUCCCCACCAGGACUUGCAAGCUCAGGACAGAGCUCACAGAAUAGGACAGAGGAAUGAAGUUAGAGUUUUGAGGUUGAUGACAGUAAACAGUGUGGAGGAGAAGAUCUUGGCAGCUGCUAGAUACAAACUGAACGUAGAUGAGAAAGUCAUUCAGGCUGGUAUGUUUGAUCAGAAAUCUACUGGAAUAGAAAGACGACAGAUGUUACAACAGUUACUGUUACAAGAUCAGGAAGAUGGAGAGGAAGAAGAUGAGGUUCCAGAUGAUGAAACAGUUAAUCAGAUGAUGGCUAGAAGUGAGGAAGAGUUUGAGAUGUUUCAACAAAUGGAUAUAGACAGAAGGAGAGAGGAAGCAAAGAAUCCUAACAGGAAACCUAGACUAAUGGAAGAUGAUGAACUGCCUGACUGGAUUUUGAAAGAUGAAAAUGAGGUUGACAGGUUAACAUUUGAAGAUGACAAUGAAGUGUAUGGUAAAGGUUCUAGACAGAGGAAGGAAGUGGAUUAUACAGAUUCUCUCACAGAAAAACAGUGGCUAAAGGCCAUUGAGGAUGGUAAUUUGGAUGAAGUUGAAGAACAACAAAAAGUGAUUAAGAAACCACCAAAGAAGAGGAAGGCAGAGAAAGAAGUCAAGGAGAAAGAACCAAAGGGGGGUUCAGAUAAACCAAAGAAACGUAGAGGAAGACCUCCGGUAGAGAAACAACCACCAAACCCACCUAAACUUACAAAAAUCAUGAAGAAAAUUAUGUCUAUUGUGCUUAGAUAUAAAGACAGUGACAACAGAGUUCUGAGUACAGAGUUUAUAAAUGUACCGUCCAAGAAACUUUAUCCAGAGUAUUAUGAGUUGAUUGACAGACCAAUAGAUUUUAAAAAGGUCAAGAACAAGAUUAAAGACCAUAAAUACAGGAGUUUGGAAGCCCUAGAGGAAGAUGUAAUGUUAUUGUGUGAGAAUGCCCAGUCUUAUAACAUUGAAGGAUCUGCAAUCCAUGAAGAUUCUAUAGUACUGCAGUCUGUGUUUACUAAUGCUAGACAGAGAAUAGAGAAAGAGAUGGGAAAUGGAUUAGGAGACUCAGACGGUAGUAGUAGUGAUGAAGAAACAGAAAACGAGGAUGGAGAGGAAGAAGAUGAUGAAGAUAAAGCCUCAAAGUCAAAAACACCAAGUAAAAAGGCCCCUGAAAAAGAACGUAUAAGUACAAGGAAAAGGAAAACAAGGAUUCAGAAACCAAUGAUAAGUGAUGAUGAGGACGAAGAAGAGGAGUAUUAUGAAUAAUUGUACAUUGUACCUAGGACUCUGAUAGUAGCGAUGAUGAUCUACCACUCCAGUCUUCAAAGACUUCACCAAGGAAUUCUCCAGGAACUAGUGGCAAGAAGAAGUGAAGAAUUAUCAUCCUCCAAACUGUUGUUAUAAUCAACUGUUGUUUCAUUUUGUAUUCUAUUAUUAGCAUAAAUAUUUUUUGCUGUAGUCUCUCUUUUUACAUUGUAGUUAAAUUCUCUUGACAUAAAUUUAGUAGUUUGUGAAGUGUAAAACUUACGGUUGAAUUGAGAUACAUGUUUUGAGUAUGAUGAUUGAACAUUUGAUGAUAGUUGGUUUAUUGUAUAUAUGUAUUAGUACUUUCCUCAAAAUAUAGUUCAACUUUAUAUUGAAGGAGGUAGACCUAGAGAAAAGGGCAAUAACUCUUUAAAAUUACUAGUAUUUUUGAGUCAACCAUUUUCAUAAAUAUAUUUUUAGCUUUUAAGUAACAUAGAUAUAUCUGAGUUAUCCCUAUUUUCUCAAAGUUUCCUUUGAUCUUUUUUUGUGGUAACUUUUUAAACCACGCUACUCAAAGGGUAAAGGAUUUUCUCAGUCGGUGGAAAGAGAAUGUUUGACAUCAUAAGCCUACGUCAUUGAUGUUGCCUACCAAAUAGUUAUAAACAGAUUAUCAAUGAUCUUUCGAAUUCAAGGAUGUUUCUCGGCCACUUCUCAUGUCAAGGCUCUUUCUUCCAUGAGAUUGUAGCCGUGAAGCUCCCUCCUGCUUGAAGAACCAUCAACAAUCUAUAAUUCUGUUGUACAUGAAUGCUUGCAGACCUAUUACUAAUUUAUAGAGUUAUCUCCCUUAAUCCAGGUCUUCCCCCCCCCCUUUUAUCAGUGACAAAUUCUCUUGUCCCCUGUAUUUAAUUAGAUUUAGUACCUAUGUUAUUGUUUCAGAUAUGUAGUUCACAGAUUCAUUACUUAUUUGAUCAUCCAAAUAAUUAUACAAUAUAUUAUUGAUUUUUUUUGUAAGAAAGGUUUCAAAUGUUCAUGUAUUUUUGAAAAUUAAUGAUUAGCACUUAAGAUAAAAAAACAUGUAUGCCAUCUCUUGAGAAAUCUCUAUAAAACAAUUAUUUACAUUUUUCUACAUUCAUAAAUCAGACUUCAUUGGCAUGCCAUUGUUUAUUCUGCCAUAUUUAUUAUGUGUUAACAUGUCUUUUGUGCAAUUAAACUGAAAACCAAA
This is a messenger RNA of Mytilus californianus (California mussel), 6194 nucleotides long. Its product is annotated as probable global transcription activator SNF2L2. Gene Ontology annotation, molecular function: ATP-dependent chromatin remodeler activity; transcription factor binding; DNA binding. Gene Ontology annotation, biological process: positive regulation of transcription by RNA polymerase II. The record is from RefSeq and is a predicted model, not a curated record. Bases 134 to 4993 code for a protein of 1619 amino acids. The transcript has 34 exons. Gene Ontology annotation, cellular component: nucleus. Lineage: Eukaryota; Metazoa; Mollusca; Bivalvia; Mytilida; Mytilidae.